AUGCUGCAGGUUUUUCACACUGCAAAUACAACAAAAUAUUGUGGAGUGAACACAAAGAUUGCAUGCAUUGUCCUCGGAACGAUUGUCACAGCUCUGGAGAUCUACUGCUUCAUUUUUCUACCUCUCAUUCCAGGGAUCUCACUUAUCUGCGUAGCAGCUAUUGUCUACAUUGUGCUUAUUUUAACUAUUGUAAAAAUGUUAAGAGCACUCCUUAUCCUAUUCAUGAUAUUUAAUAUGAUUUUAAAAAUUCCUGUAUUAAUCGUGACGAUUUAUGUCGCGUCCAGUAUAUACUCUUAUAAAGGACGCAACAACUGUGGUGAUUAUCAGUGCAGUCUCCGCGAUUUGCCCUUCGGCUUUCUUCUAUCUGGACUUAUUGCUGCGCUACUUUGUGCUAUAAUUGACGGAAUUCUGACAGCAGCUCUUCGGAGAUUCCGAUUGCUGCUCAGCGGUGUGAGCUCUGUAAUGCUUGCUCGAGAGGAUCGCCAUCAUCCUCGAACUGUCGUUGCCACAGCCCCUCAGCAGUUCGUCUACACUACUUCAUCGGCCAAUGUUGAGUAUAUACCUGCGAACGACAAGACGAUACCUGUGGAUCCCACGCAGCAACCGCGAUUCGCUUAUCAUGAAACCGAAAUUCCACAACCACAACCGUAUCUGAAUCCGUCCGCGCCGCCACCAUAUCCAAAUCCAUCAGCGCCACAACUGUACUCAUAUCCGUCAGCGCCGCAACCCCCACCUGAGUACAAACUGUAA
Necator americanus (New World hookworm) is the source of this 750-nucleotide messenger RNA. RefSeq lists its product as uncharacterized. The record is from RefSeq and is a predicted model, not a curated record. Lineage: Eukaryota; Metazoa; Nematoda; Chromadorea; Rhabditida; Ancylostomatidae. The coding region runs from base 1 to 750 and encodes 249 amino acids. The transcript has 6 exons.